Molecule: messenger RNA, 2136 nt
Organism: Vicia villosa (hairy vetch)
Lineage: Eukaryota; Viridiplantae; Streptophyta; Magnoliopsida; Fabales; Fabaceae
Exons: 4
Coding region: 700-1566 (288 amino acids)
Source: RefSeq, a predicted model, not a curated record
GUGAGAUUAUGUCAGUGGUUGAAGAGCUUUCUACCAACAAGGAAGCUAUACCAUAAAUUUUCAACCUAGUUUUUGAUAUGUGAAAUUCUUGGAGUGGUUUAGCUUCAAGUGAAAUUUAUUCUUCAUGAUAAAGUAUAUGAUCGUCGGUGAUGAAAAUGUGAAAUUCUUGAAGUGGUUUAUCUUCAAGUGAAAUAUAUUCUUCAUGAGAGAGUAUAAUAGUUUUUAAAACUAUGAUUGUCGGUGAAGACAAUGUGAAAAUUCUUGGAGCGAUGUAGCUUCAAGUGACUAUACUCUUUAUAGUGGAGUAUGAUUUUCGGUGAAGACAAUGGAAGUUAAUGAAUUAUUUUCAAUCAAGGUGGAAAUGUUGGGUUUGGUUGAAAAUAUAUAUGUUGAAGAAGUCUCACAUUGCUUAGUUUUAUGAAAGAAGAAUGAUUCCAAGGCCAUAUAUAGGAUUAAAGUUUUCCUAAGUUCCACAUCGGUUAUUUUAGUGAUAGAAGAGAGAAUUCAAGGCUAUAUAUAGGAUUCAAGUUCUUUGUUACAAGAUGCACCAGUCAAAAAAAUUUAAGCUUUUUUGAUUCCGUUGAACCAACAGAAGCUUUUGUUGCAGUCGAUUACCUGUGCUAAUAAGAUAUCCAAGUUGUUCUUCCCAGCGUCGUCACAAAAUUACUGGAAGAUUACAUCCUCCCAGAUUAUCAAGUGAUGGACAAAGAGUGGACUAAAUUACCGUGGUUUAGUCAAGAGUACAUCAACGGUGUUACUCGAUUUUUAGACUUUUCCUUCACUAAUGGAAGACCUCAAGGAGAUGAGCUUCUAUGCCCUUGUGCUAAGUGUAAAAAUAUAUAUUGGAAAACAAGGAAUAUUAUUAAGGAUCACCUAAUAGCCAAAGGUUUUCUAAACAGUUAUGACGUUUGGUUGCACCAUGGGGAGAAACUACAAAGGUCUAUGGAAAUUGGUGAUGGGAUGGAAGAUCAAGAGGGAUCACAUGAUGACAUUCCUAGCUUAUUGCAUGAUAUAUAUGGAGAUAGGGCAGAAGCACACGAAGUUCAUGAAGGUCCCAAUGACGAGGCUAGAACGUUUUACAAUUUGAUUAAAGAGGCGGAACAAGAAUUGUACCCUGGAUGCAAAGACUUAUCUUCGUUAUCAUUCACGAUUCGACUCUACUUGUUGAAAUGUCUCCACGGCUGGAGCAAUACGUCAUUCACUGCCCUAUUAGAAUUGUUGAAAGAAGCAAUGCCUGAUUUGAACAUUCCGGUAUCAUUUUACAAGACAAAAGCCAGGAUAUAUGGUUUAGGCCUUGAUUAUAAGAAGAGAGAUGCAUGCCCAAACGAUUGCAUGCUAUUUUGGAAGGAGCAUGAAAAGGACAAUUCUUGCACUAUUUGUGAAGCUUCACGGUGGAAACAAAAUGCUCCAACUGAAGGAUGCAAGUCUGAGCAACCAAAAAAUGACUAUAGAGUUCCUGCAAAAGUUUUGAGGCACUUUCCGUUGAUUCCUAGACUACAAAGGCUGUUCAUGUGUUCAAAGACAGCUGAGUCAAUGAGAUGGCUGUUAGAACAAGAUUUGUUCUGAUCAAUAUUCUUAGUUUUGAUGAUAACAAUGUAUAUGAAUUUUGUAUAAGACAAUGUGGUACUCUAAUCCUAUGAAUUUUCCAUUUCAGGAAAUAUAUAUAAAGUAUGCACAAAUCAGCGCAAGAAGCACUCACUCAGAAGGUUCAAGUAUGCAACAUCAGAACAUGCUCUCGCAAGACAUCAGAAGAUGGUCAAGCAGAAUCAGAACAUGGUCUACUGAAGCAUCAGAAGAACUUGAGUUCAGAAGCAGAAGCACUGAAGUUCUUAUGGUAUCACGCUAAGAAGCACUUCAAGGUCAGAAGACAAGAAGAUGCUUUGCACCAAGAUGUUUGACUAUGAUUAAUUCAAACGUUGUGUCUACAAAGAUCAGAUCAGAAGCAAGUACAAGAUGGCAGGCUACGCUGACUGACAAAAGGAACGUUAGAAGCUUUUAAAGGCAAAUUCAGUUAAAGCAGGAAAAGCAAGGCUCGAGGUAGUUGACAAAAGAAUGAAACAUUAAAUGCAAUGAUGUACGGAUCACGCAACGCAUUAAAUGCUCCUAACGGUCAUCUUCUCAAACGCCUAUAAAUAG